AUGGACGACAGUCCGUUCGUGCCUCCUGGACCGCAGGAGCUAACCAUCAUCGUCGUGUUCGACUCAAACCACCAGCACAACGUGAGGGUGGUGGUGCGAGCCACGGUGGUGGAAGCCAACGACAACCCACCGCAGAUCAAACUCCAGCCGCCUUCAGGACCCGGCGAGGUGUUGGACGGCACGACGGGUUUGCAGACCCUCGUGAACCUGCAGGCACCGUCGAUCGACCUCGAGGACGAGGACGUCUGGUUCCACAUGGACUCGAGGUCCGCCCCCAAUGGAAUCCUCGGCAUCGACGUGACCAGCAGCACUGGUACACCCAGUCUUUUGUGA
This is a messenger RNA of Mesocestoides corti, 333 nucleotides long. The record is from the annotation of a GenBank genome assembly. Lineage: Eukaryota; Metazoa; Platyhelminthes; Cestoda; Cyclophyllidea; Mesocestoididae.